Messenger RNA from Hypoxylon trugodes, 1970 nucleotides. RefSeq names its product protein phosphatase 5. Gene Ontology annotation, cellular component: cytosol; nucleus. The record is from RefSeq and is a predicted model, not a curated record. The transcript has 7 exons. Lineage: Eukaryota; Fungi; Ascomycota; Sordariomycetes; Xylariales; Hypoxylaceae. The coding region runs from base 409 to 1842 and encodes 477 amino acids. Gene Ontology annotation, molecular function: protein binding; protein serine/threonine phosphatase activity.
UCCAGGGAUGCUUGUUUGUAUUAUAGUGGGUCAUAGAAGGGUUCAGAACCCCACGCCGUUCGCCCCUCCAUUUUCUUAGCCCUGGAGGUAAUGCUCUAGGGCUGCUAGCAAUAUCCCUAAGCUCCGAGUCCCGACCAAACAAUCGACUUUUGUUCGAGGACGCCGAAAUCGAAGGCCGUUUCCAGUGACUUCAACCAACUUAAAUCCUUGACUUGGGGAAUUUAGGUACCAGAGCUAUCCUAUUUAAUACAUAGCUGCCUAAGCGGCGUAUUAUUUUCUACUUCGAAAUUUAUUUUUUACAAUUAUUCCUCUUCUCCAGCCUUCUUUUCAAAGCUUAGCCUUACUUCGAUAAUAUUCUUUAAUCGCCGUUUCUAGUCUCAGCUGCCUAUCCGUGAGCCACCGUCGAAGAUGGCGUCCGCCGUGGAGCAGGCUACGGCCUUCAAGAACGACGGCAACAAAGCUUUCGCCGCACACGACUGGCCCAAGGCGAUCGAAUUGUAUACCAAAGCUAUUGAAUUGAAUGAUAAGGAACCUACAUAUUACACAAACAGAGCACAAGCACAUAUCAAGUCAGAAGCUUUCGGAUAUGCUAUCGCAGACGCUACAAAGGCGAUUGAAUUAAACCCAAAGCUCAUAAAGGCUUACUUUCGCCGAGCUGUUUCCUACGCUGCAAUCCUCAAACCGAAAGACGCCGUAAAGGACUUCAAGAAAUGUGUCGAACUCGAUCCCGCGAACAAAGAUGCCAAGCUCAAGCUUGCCGAGUGCCAGAAGAUUGUCCGACAGCUGAAUUUCUAUGCGGCUAUUGAAGUCGGAGAUGAGCCAUCCGCAGCCGAAGGUCUCGACAUUGACUCUAUCGUCGUCGAACCUGAUUACGAUGGUGUAGAACUCAAGGACCAGAUGACACAGGAGUUUAUUGAUGACAUGAUUGAACGAUUCAAGAAUGGCAAGAAGAUCCACAAGAAAUAUGUCUACCAGAUUGUGAUCGCGGUCAAGAAUAUUGUCUAUGAGGAGGCGACAAUGGUUGAGAUGAAGAUUCCGGAUGAUGUCAAACUCACAGUCUGUGGUGACACACAUGGUCAAUAUUUCGACUUAAUGGAGCUCUUCAGAUUGAACGGCCGACCGUCGGAGAAGCAUUGGUACCUGUUCAAUGGAGACUUCGUGGACCGAGGUUCUUGGUCAUCCGAGAUUGCUCUGUUGCUGUAUGCCUACAAGUGGUUACGCCCUCAUGGUAUGUACCUCAACAGAGGCAACCACGAAACCGACGACAUGAACAAGGUGUACGGAUUCCAGGGCGAGUGCAAGGCGAAGUACAACGAAAGGGUCUUCAAACUAUUCUCUGAGAGUUUCUCCGCGUUACCGCUAGCAACGCUCAUCGGAUCUAAGUAUCUUGUCUUGCAUGGUGGUCUAUUCUCGGAUGACAGCGUAACAUUGGAUGAUAUCCGAAAGGUGGAUAGGCACGCUCAAAGACAACCGGGCCAAUCCGGUCUGAUGAUGGAGAUGUUGUGGACCGAUCCCCAGAAGGCUCCUGGCCGAAGUCCCAACAAGAGAGGUGUGGGUAUUCAGUUCGGACCGGAUGUAACGAAGAAAUUCUGUGAGAAGAACGGUCUAGACGCUAUCAUCCGAAGUCACGAGGUCCGUAUGGACGGUUACGAGGAAGAGCACGACGGAAAGUGUAUCACAGUCUUCUCGGCACCAAAGUACUGUGACCAGACGGAGAAUCGGGGUGCAUACAUCAACAUUGGCCCUGACUACAAACUCAGCUUCAACCAAUUUGAUGCUGUUCCUCACCCGCCGAUUAAGCCUAUGGCGUAUGCCAACAACUCGCUUAUGUCGAUGAUGUAAAGGGGUGAUUUGGUUUUUCAUGUAUUCCACAUGCUGAUCUUGCAUCGAAUGGUGGCUCAACAUGGCAUUCUUGCAUAUAUACGGCGCUUCAUCGUAAGGGGAAGCACUGGCGUUGAGGGGGUAUCGGU